AGGUUUUGUUGCCCUUGCUCAUCUCUGUAUCUUUUUGGCGGGAAAAUCGAGCAGAAAAAAAACCCUCGAGGACAGAGAUCAGAGAUUGCGAGCGAGAGAUUGAGAGGCGAGAGAGAUAAUGGCGGAUGAAGGUAAAGAGGAGACGGGAAUGGAUCAAGUGGAGGAAGAUUUCUCUGUCUGGAAGAAGAACACACCAUUUCUCUACGAUCUUUUGAUCUCUCACCCACUCGAAUGGCCAUCUCUCACCGUCCAUUGGGUUCCAUCGCCUCCGAUUCCUUACGCGGCGGACCCUUACUUCGGCGUCCACAAGCUUAUACUGGGAACUCAUACUUCCGGUGGUUCUCAAGAUUUCCUCAUGGUCGCCGACGUCGUUACUCCGACACCAAACGGUGAGCCUGGGUUGCGCGGCGCUAAUCAGGAUCCUGUAAUCCCUAAGGUGGAGAUAAGGCAAAGAAUACGUGUUGAUGGAGAAGUGAACAGAGCGCGGUGCAUGCCUCAAAAGCCUACGCUUGUGGGUGCAAAGACAAGUGGGUGUGAGGUGUUUCUGUUUGAUUACGCCAAACAUGCUGCUGAAAAGCCACAAACGAGUGAGUGUGAUCCUGAUCUGAGGCUAAUGGGACAUGACAAGGAAGGGUAUGGAUUGUCUUGGAGUCCUUUCAAGGAAGGUUAUCUUCUGAGUGGUUCACAGGAUAAAAAGAUCUGUCUUUGGGAUGUUUCAGCUGCGCCGCAAGAUAAGGUUUUGAAUGCAAUGUUUGUGUAUGAGGGACAUGAAAGUGCUAUUGCAGAUGUAUCAUGGCACAGGAAGAAUGAGAACCUUUUUGGGUCUGCCGGUGAGGAUGGUCGAUUGAUAAUAUGGGACACACGGACUAACCAAAUGCAACACCAAGUGAAAGUUCAUGAAAAGGAGGUGAACUAUCUGUCUUUCAAUCCAUUCAAUGAAUGGAUUUUAGCCACAGCUUCCUCAGAUUCUACUGUUGCCUUGUUUGACCUCCGCAAGCUGAAUGCACCAUUGCAUGUCUUGAGCAGCCACGAGGGAGAGGUUUUCCAAGUGGAGUGGGAUCCUAACCAUGAGACAGUACUCGCAUCUUCUGGGGAGGACAGAAGGCUGAUGGUCUGGGACCUGAACAGGGUUGGAGAAGAGCAGCUUGAGAUAGAGUUGGAUGCAGAAGAUGGUCCACCAGAGUUACUCUUCUCUCACGGAGGCCACAAGGCUAAGAUAUCAGACUUUGCUUGGAACGAAAAGGAGCCUUGGGUCCUUGCUAGUGUAGCCGAAGACAACAGUCUUCAGGUCUGGCAGAUGGCGGAAAGCAUCUAUCGUGACGAAGAGGAUGCUGAGGCCGACAUCAACGAAGAUAUUACACACCAGUCAUGAAAAAUUGAAAACUAAGAAAUGAUUUGGUCUCUGCAGUACUUAAGUCAGAUUGUGCUUUAGCUAGUUUCGAAAAACAAGCUUUGUGUCUGUAGUACUAACAUGAAUCAGUUCUGUUUGUUAAUGUAAACCAUGUUUGGAUUUUGUUGGUUUCGUA
This is a messenger RNA of Camelina sativa (false flax), 1526 nucleotides long. Its product is annotated as WD-40 repeat-containing protein MSI2. Gene Ontology annotation, molecular function: protein binding. The record is from RefSeq and is a predicted model, not a curated record. NCBI's taxonomy places the organism in Eukaryota, Viridiplantae, Streptophyta, Magnoliopsida, Brassicales, Brassicaceae.